Adineta steineri is the source of this 549-nucleotide messenger RNA. NCBI's taxonomy places the organism in Eukaryota, Metazoa, Rotifera, Eurotatoria, Adinetida, Adinetidae. The record is from the annotation of a GenBank genome assembly.
AUGGUAGUAAGCAUCGGUGGUGCUGAAUCAAAAAUUCCAAUAUCAGUUGUAGAUCAUUUUGCCAAUAAUAAAAUGAAAGCUCGUCGUAUGAGUUAUGAUGAAUGUUUUUGUAAUAUAUCUUCAAAUUGUACAAGUCAAGCAAAUCUUGUUGAUAAGUAUUUAAAUCAAAAUAUUUCAGUUAGAGGUUUAAAAAUUGGAUGUUUAUCAAGUGAAUCAUUUCUUCAAUCAACUCUUGAAUGUUUUUAUGAUUUGAAUUGUAUUCAACUUAUUCAAAAUUAUACAAAUUAUGAAUAUAAUAAUAAUUCGAAAAAUUCAUUUAUACCGUUUUCAUCAACAAAUAUGACAAAAAUUUUAAUAAAUACAACAAUAUCUCAAUUAAUUGAUGAAUUAUUUGUUGAUGAUUGGAAUAUAACAUUAAAUUAUUCAUCUUAUUACCGACAAUGUUCACCAAUAGAUUGUUCAUAUUCUUAUAUUCAAAAACUAAAUUCAAUUCAUACAUUACAACUUUUAAUUGGUUUUCAAGGUGGUUUAACAAUUAUUCUUCAAUAG